GAGGUGACGUCCGAGAGACUGUCGAAUAGGAGCAGAGGACGUGGUGGGAGGGUGGAGUCCAUCGCAGAUAAUAAUCAAAUUAAUUAUAACCAGCUGACAGUGAACCUGGAGCUUUUUGGAGCCUGGUUGGUUCCAGCUUUCCUGAAACUGGCCUGAAAGACUGAAGUCCACAGUAAAUACACAGGAGACACCCUUCUGGCUGGUCCAACAUCUGUACGCAGCUGUCCAAUGACAGGCAGCGGUAACAGUCGACUGGACCAAUCAAAACUUUCUGAAGUCGUGAUAUAAAUCUAAAGUGUCUAUAACAAGAUGGCAGCGGCUGGUAACCAGGGGAUACCUAAAUGGGAGAGAAAAAUGCGGAUAUUCUUGUGCGUUUUUGGUUUGGUUCUGUCUGUUUAUGCGCUUCACGUCGAGCUGUCCCGAGAGAGAAACCCAGAUUACAGGGCGAUGUGCGACCUGGGGGAGUCUGUGAGCUGCUCCAAGGUUUUUACCUCUAGAUGGGGACGUGGCUUUGGUUUGGUCCAGUUCUUCGUGGCCAAAGAUAAUCCUCUGAACCAGCCCAACAGCUUGCUUGGCAUCAUAUUUUACACUCUGCAGAUGGGCCUUGGAUUGUCACUGUCCAAGAAAGCAGCAUUGUUGUUGGUCUUCUCCUCCUGGGUGUCAGUGGCCGGCUCGCUCUAUCUCGCAGCUAUUCUUGCCUUUGUUCUGGGGGAUUUCUGCAUGGUCUGCGUGUCAACAUAUAUUAUCAACUUUGCAUUGUUCUUCACCAACCUCAAACGACGGAGGGCAAUUGAAGGAAUGAAGGAAAAGGCUGGAUAGAGCGUGCUAGUUUGUGAAAUUCAACACCUUCUUUUUUUUCUGCUCAGCUGAAGCCACACUGGAUCUGAAAAGUAAAUUCUCUCCCACAGUACUUUUUUUUUUUUUUUUUUUUGAGGUACAGGACUGGAUGUGCAUCUACAGAGAUUUGUAAGAUGAUUUUCAGAACACAAACCUUAUAAAGCAGCAGUGAUUUUUGUAUAUCAGUUUGCAUUUUGAUGCCAAUUACACAUUUUUCAACACGA
Messenger RNA from Seriola aureovittata, 1061 nucleotides. It is a transcript of the gene vkorc1, whose product is annotated as vitamin K epoxide reductase complex, subunit 1. Bases 310 to 819 code for a protein of 169 amino acids. NCBI's taxonomy places the organism in Eukaryota, Metazoa, Chordata, Actinopteri, Carangiformes, Carangidae. Gene Ontology annotation, molecular function: vitamin-K-epoxide reductase (warfarin-sensitive) activity. The record is from RefSeq and is a predicted model, not a curated record. Gene Ontology annotation, biological process: peptidyl-glutamic acid carboxylation; vitamin K metabolic process. The transcript has 6 exons.